AUGCACUUGCAGGAGCAGCAGCAACAGCAGCAACACCAGCAGCAGCAGCAGCAUCAACACCAGCAGCAGCAACAGCAACAGCAACAGCAUCAACACCAGCAGCAGCAACAGCAACAGCAACAGCAUCAACACCAUCAGCAGCAGCAGCAGCAGCAGCAGCAUCAACACCAGCAUCAACACCAGCAUAAACUCCAGCAGCAGCAACAGCAGCAGCAGCAGCAGCAACAACAACAGGAGCAGCUGUAUUGUUUCUUUGGACAGCAACAUCAACAGCAACAGCAGCAGCAGCAGCAGCAACAGCAGCAGCAGCAGCAGCAGCAGCAGCGCACGAACAAGAACAGCGUGUGGGUUGCAGCAAUAUGA
Molecule: messenger RNA, 363 nt
Organism: Eimeria mitis
Lineage: Eukaryota; Apicomplexa; Conoidasida; Eucoccidiorida; Eimeriidae
Exons: 2
Coding region: 1-363 (120 amino acids)
Source: RefSeq, a predicted model, not a curated record